UGUGAUGUCUGGUGUGUUGUGUUCCAGAACUUUGUCAGUCUGGAUUCAGAAGUCCCACAGUAUCUUUGCAUGCUCAUUUUCAUUAUUAUUAUUAUUUGCUAAAUACAGUAGAGUCUCACUUAUCCAACAUAAAUGGGCCGGCAGAAUGUUGGAUAAUAAGGAGGCAUUAAGGAAAAGCCUAUUAAACAUCAAAUUAGGUUAUGAUUUUACUAAUGAAGCACCAAAACAUCAUGUUAUACAACAAAUUUGACAGAAAAGUAGUUCAAUAUGCAGUAAUGCUAUGUAGUAAUUACUGUAUUUACGAAUUUAGCACCAAAAUAUCACGAUGUAUUGAAAACAUUGACUACAAAAAUGUGUUGGAUAAUCCAGAACGUUGGAUAAGCGAGAGUUGGAUAAGUGAGACUCUACUGUAUUUGUAAACUGUUACUUAAGGAGAAUCAAUAUUUCAUGCAUUGGAUUACUUUUUAAAGAAAAACACCUCUGAGUAAUAUCUUAUCAGUAGCCACAGAUGGUGCUCCAGCGAUGGUAGGGCACUACAGGGGUUUUCUUGCAUAUUUUAAAAAGGAGGUGCCGAAUGCAUUCAUAGUACACUGUAUCAUCCAUCGUCAACAUCUAGUUGCCAAAAAUUUAAGCGCACGCCUACAUAAUUCAUUACAAUAUGUAAUUAAAGCUACCAAUACAAUCAGAAGCAAAUAAUUGAAUGGCAGAUUAUUUAAACAUUAAAUAUUACUCAAUGCCCCCUGGAUUUUUUUUUUAAUUUUAAUAGCAAUUAGAAAGAAAGAUAUAUGUAUUAAUGCAUAUUGCAAAUGCACCUGUGGCCAUCACCGCCCCCCUGGAUCGCUGCAGCGCCCACCAAUCACGGGCCUAGACUAUAAAUAUGUAUCCCGGUAUCAACUGAGUAUGCACUUACCGAUUAAUUAACUGCAAUUUCACUUAUUCAAAUAUUCAAGUUAAUCUUGUUGGUAGCAAUUGUUUUCAUAAGUUCCCAUGUUUAGCAUUCCACCUUUGGCCAGCAAAUCCUGAAAAUGCUUCCAGUUACACAACUGGGAGAUGCUGGGAAUAAAGUUUGCUCUAACUAUAAAACAGGGUUCCCCAAGAGAGGCUGAAGCUAAUAAAUGGUGUACCUGUAUUAGUAAUAUUUGAAGAGGGACAUUAUGUUUAUGAGCCUUUGAACUAAUGCCAGAAGCCACUGAUGACAAACAACAAAACUGCUGACCUUGGUUUUGAAAAAAGGUAACAAAACCUAAACGCAUUCAGAGCAAAUGCUGUUUAUUGAUUCAUGCAUUGGAUUUGAAGCUGGUUUCUCUGCAUGGUUUGAUACAUAUUCUGCUCAGCGGUGGCUGGCUUCUGUUUGCAGAAAUUUCAGAAUUUAAGCUCUAUUCUGCAAAUUCUCUUAGGAUCAUUUCUCCCUUUUAGCUUGGGAGUUGCCAUCUUAGUAUUGCUGCACUUCCAACAUUUUACUUACAAGGAAGCUGCCAAGAAGAGAAAGUAAGUGGAGGAGAAAAGGUGCCUGAGGCCAAAAACAGGACUAUAAUUGUUUGUUCGCUGUUCUUGGAGCGAUGCCUCAUGUUUGUGUAACUCAAGGUAACUCAAGUUAAGGUAAGGUUUUCCCCUGAUAUUAAGUCCAGUCUUGACCGACUCUAGGGGUUGGUACUCAUCUCCAUUUCUAAGCCGAAGAGCCGGCGUUGUCCAUAGACACCUCCAAGGUCAUGUGGCUGGAAUGACUGCAUGGAGCGCCGUUACCUUCCCGCCAGAGCGGUACCUAUUGAUCUACUCACAUUUGCAUGUUUUCGAACUACUAGGUUGGCAGGAGCUGGGGCUAACAGCGGGUGCUCAUUCCACUCCCGGGAUUUGAACCUGACACCUUUUGGUCCGCAAGUUCAGCAGCUCAGUGCUUUAACACACUUCGCCACGGGGACUCUUGCAUAACUCAAAAAUACAAGCAAAUCAGAACCAUGCCAGCAGAAAUUGUUUUUUUUAUGCUCUCAAUUUGAAGAUAAUUGACUAUGGCCCAAUCUACACUGCCAUAUAAUCCAGAUUAUCUGCUUCAAACUGGAUUAUGUGAUAGUCUAGAUCCAUCCUAAAAAGGACUAGGUUUCUCGCCUUCCCUGAAAAUCCGAUCCAGGAGCCCAUUCUAUAUCUUCUUACUUCACAGGUAUGACACUACAAUUUCAUUGUAAUUGCCACAGUUGCAGCUUAUAAAUCCUGGGAUUUAUAGUUUGUUGAGGUACUUUGGGAGAGGACUCUAAAUGCUCCUUCCUUGAACUGGAAAUCCCACAAUUCUAGAAGAUGUUGCCGUGGCAGUUCAAAGGGAAUCAUGGCACCAUAAUUGUGUUGUGUGAAAGGGUCCCCAUUCUUUCUCCUCCCUAAAUCGAAUAAGACAACAUUUGAAGAAGAUUUGUUGAAUCAAUUGGAAUUUGGUAAAGUCAGCAUUGACAUAAAUCCCACUGAUUUAAUAAGUCUGAUCUUGAUGGCCUCUUUCUGUCUCCAUUCAUUGAUUCAGAGAAGCUGAAGGAAGGAGAAGCGAAAACAACUUGACCAUGAUAUUUUGCCUUUCUUGUUCAUAGAUAAGACUAAUGGGAAAUGCAAAUAAAGCCUAACAUUCCUAAUGUAACAGGAAGGAAAACAAGAAAGUUUAUAUCCACAGUCUCAUCAUCACAAAGUUUUGGGGUAUUAUUCGAUGCUUACUCUUGCCCUUUUCGCGAAAGUGCCACUGUCCUCAUCACGGAGGCUAAGUUUUCACAAGUGAAAUAACGUGUCCUUACCUGGAUCCCAAUUCUGUUGACAUACAUACCUCUUUUUGAUGCCUAGGAUAUAUAUAUAUUUUAAAAAAAACAACAACAUCCAGUUUGCUCCUUUUGGGGAAGGAAAAACAUUUUUAAAAACCUGUGGUUUGAUUCCUGAAUAAGGAUUGCGAUGGAACUAGAGGUGAAGGAUGGGGAGAAGGCUGGACUGCUUUGGUGGGAAGUCAUCUGGUUGUCCCUCCAUCAUUUUCACUAUGGAAGGGGAGAACUCCCUUGUUUGCAUUAACAUCCUGGAAAAGGCGAUGUUGCCUUCAAAAAUAUAUUAGCUGGUGUUUAAGGUAAAGGUAAAGCUUUUCCCCAGGUGUUUGCAAGUCAGCAUUUCACCUCCCCAAUCUCUACCCCAACCUCCCCAAUCUCUUGCUUUACAGAAGCCCAAGUGGGCAAUCAGAACAAAGUAAUACAAGGAAAUUUAUUUAUUUACAGUAUUUAUAUUCCGCCCUUCUCACCCCGAAGGGGACUCAGGGCGGAUUACAAUGAACACAUAUAUGGCAAACAUUCAAUGCCAACAGACAAACAACAUUCAGUUUUUAGACAGACACAGAGGCAUUUUUUAAACAUCUUUCCAGCUUCACGGUUCUGGCCACAGGGGGAGCUGUUGCUUCACCGUCCAUUGGUGGCUGUUCUUCCUCUUCUUUUCCUCGUGAGCAGUUUUAUGGUGUUGUAGAUUAGUUAAAUUAGCCUCCCGCAUAAAGCGUACCUAAAUUUUCCCUACUUGACAGAUGCAACUGUCUUUCGGGGUUGCUAGGUCAACAGCAAGCCGGGGCUAUUUUUUUUUUUUUUUAUGGUCGGAGGCUUAAGCCGACCCGGGCUUCAAACUCAUAACCUCUCAGUCAGUAGUGAUUUAUAGCAGCUGGUUACUAGCCAGCUGCGCCACAGCCCGGCCCCCAAUACUGUCCAAUGUCCAAUACUGUAUUUCUUUUGUUGUAACCACCUCAUCACUUUGAGAAAUUUACUCCUCUUCAUAGGACACUUCAGCCUCUUUUCAAACACUGAGAGGCAUGGAACUCAUCACAUGUUCCGGGGCUGAAAAGAGGCAGAAACAUCCUGAAAGGAGGGAACUCUGAACACGGGUCAGCAGUUGUGUUCAAAGCUCCUACCUCCCACUUUACUCCCAUGUUUCCAACUGAAAAACAGGUGGGAUGGGAACCAUGAAAGAUUCCAGUCCUGUUUCAUUGCUCAACCAUCAGCAGUCUCUUGUAUCCUAUGGGGUUUGAUGCAGAACAAUAUGAUCCCAUGGAAAGAUGUGAAUUUAGUCUGGUGUCAGUCUCCUUUAAUGUAAGGGGGUUUGGGCAGGGCUUUCGGAUAUUGUUUCUCAUGAUUUUUUAAAAAAGUAAUACUGACCUCCUGAUGAAUGAAAUUGGAUGUAUUACCAGCUCUUAAGUUUACACGUGUGAAUGUGAUGGGGAGGCAGAACUCGAAACAGGACUGCUGAUGAUGUAAGAGGUUCGAUUGUCUAUGCGAAAAGAAUGGUUAACCAUGAGUUCCCCUCUCAAUGUCAUGAGGUUGUAAAAUGCCAUUAAUUGUAAGACACACACUAAGCUCAGUACCACUAAGAAAAAAGAGCUUUGUUUAUAUAUAUUCCUGAUUCUAUGACAUGUUCCAUUUUUAGAGAUGUUUAUGGGGGGGGGUGUGUCUUAGAAUCAAAGAAAUACAGUAUGUGUCUGCCUUGUUGGAAUCCACCAAAACAAAAACAAAACUCUUGGAGCUGCAUUAAAUGGCAUUAUAUGGCAGUGGAGAUGGAGCUUAGAGAAGAAUCCCAUUCUUUCCUAGCUUUAGCUUUAUUGUAUUGUUUUAGGGCCCGGUUUCCAUCAUGGAGUUUUAAAUUCAUGUCUUGUGCUCGCUAUAUUUUAAUCUUUGAUUUGUGCAAUUUAAUAUAGCAAUAUAUAUGUAGGAAUUUGAUUUAAUAUGUGUAUAUUAUAAUGUUUAUGAUGACUGUAUGUGUUUUAGCUAUAUUGUAACCCACCUCGAGCAAUAAAGAGAGGCUGUCACAUCGCCAGAAGGUCUGGUGCCCAAUCAGUUGCACAACUGUUUUUAGCAUUUCGUUAUGAAGUCUAUUACCAAGAUACUGAAUUGGGUUUCCAAUUUCUUCCUUGUUGGUUCCAAAGGUUGAUCUGAAUGGCAAACUUUAAGGGCCAUGCACUUCCAGGCAGUUUCUUCUUACUCUUUGGCCUUUGGUGGCCAGUGAAAUUUGCACUGAAACACCACAGCAUGAAACUGAAAAAAAAGGGCCGUGCACAUCGUAGCUUCAAUCGUCUGGAGAUUGUUGAAGGAGCUGUCAAAGUCAUCUUUGCGAUGAUAGGGAUCCUUGCCGAGCAGUUUGUUCCAGACGGUCCCCACUUGUACCUCUACACCAGAGAGCCAUGGGGUUGGGUGAAGUUGAUGAACUGGCAACACUCCACCAUGUACCUGUUCUUUGGCCUGUCGGGGGUCGUCGAUGUCCUCACCUAUAGCCCAGCUAGACUGCCUUUAGGGCUGGAUCGGCUCAUGCUGGCCAUUGCCGCCUUUGUCGAAGGUGUCCUUCUCUACUUCCACGUCCAGAACCGGCCAAUGCUGGACCGUCACAUCCACACUCUGCUGCUGAUUGCCAUCUUUGCCGGAAGCGCCAGCAUUCUGUUGGAAGUCUUCCUGCGAGAUAACGUUAUCCUGGAGCUCUUCCGCUCCACCUUCUGCUUUGUGCAAGGAACCUGGUUUUGGCAGAUUGGCUUUGUGCUGUAUCCACCGUUUGGAGGGAAAACCUGGGAUGAGUCUGACCACGACAACAUGAUGUUCGUCACCAUGUGCUUCUGCUGGCACUAUGCCAUAGCUAUCUUUAUGGUGGUUGCCAUUUAUACUCUGGUCCACUGCUGUGCCCGGAGAUGGAGAACAAGCAAUGGGCAAAUACAGAUCCAGCUCAACCUCCAGAACCAAAAGAACGCAAAAGACUGCUGUGCUUUCCUCUUAAACACCUCCGAUGAAGAAUGAGCAAAGACGUCAGCCCACAUUGCUCUCUUUAUGCUUCAUUACAAAUUAACCCUUCAUUUUUCUAUUAAAUAAUAAAGCUGCAAUAAAGUAAUUACGGCAUGACGUCACCAUGCAA
Molecule: messenger RNA, 5880 nt
Organism: Anolis carolinensis (green anole)
Lineage: Eukaryota; Metazoa; Chordata; Lepidosauria; Squamata; Anolidae
Product: transmembrane protein 45B-like
Exons: 5
Coding region: 4920-5765 (281 amino acids)
Source: RefSeq, a predicted model, not a curated record